Molecule: messenger RNA, 6179 nt
Organism: Dissoconium aciculare CBS 342.82
Lineage: Eukaryota; Fungi; Ascomycota; Dothideomycetes; Mycosphaerellales; Dissoconiaceae
Product: ras GTPase
Exons: 1
Coding region: 246-5891 (1881 amino acids)
Biological process (GO): mitotic actomyosin contractile ring assembly actin filament organization; regulation of actin cytoskeleton organization; regulation of GTPase activity
Cellular component (GO): cytoplasm; mitotic actomyosin contractile ring
Molecular function (GO): calmodulin binding; GTPase activator activity; actin filament binding
Source: RefSeq, a predicted model, not a curated record
CAACAUUGACGCCUUCAUGCCCUGCAGGCCGUUGCUAUUCACAUGACGCACGGUUUUGUACUCUCACUCUUCUCUCGAUCAUUGUGAAACUCGCGUGCUUGAAGGAUCUGACCAUGUUUUGGUGAACGCGAUAGCAAAACCUCUCGCUCGAGGAAGGGAUCACCUGCUAGCGUUUACAACCCGCGCCUGCGCAAACAAACAACAUCACCAUACACAGCAAGCCGGAACUUGCCACAACCGCAAUCAUGGCGGGCCGACCGACUUUCCAUUCGCCAUCGCAUGAUCGGUUUCAUGCGCAUAGCCCGACGAAGUCGUCGCCACUGCGGCACACUGUCUCUACGAGAUCCAACAAUAGCGAUACCGACCAAUCGAGUAUACCGAGUCGGCAAGGAACCGUCAGCAGUAAUGCGACCUCAGUCUACAGCCACAGCAGCCACAGUGAAUCGAUAUCUCCCGAAGAUCCAUUCAUCACUCGUGCAGGAUCGAAGCGAGAUCGUUCGGAGUCACCUGUGAAGAAGAGUGCGGUCUUUGCGAAGUGGGAGCAGCGCGAGCGGACCGUUCAGGACGAGCAAGCAGGACUCGGAUCUCGUGCGCCGCCAAGGAUGGACAUCUCGCCGAAGAAGUUGAGAGAUGACGAUUGGCGCCAAAACAUAGGGAAAGCAGAGGUCGCAUCGACACCCAGAGCAGUGCUGGGUCCCGUCCAGCAAAAUGCCGUGCCAGAGAGGUUCCCCUCACCUUCGGACGGAACGGAAAACAAACGUAAUGCUUUCGAGAAAAGCACUGUGCAGCCAUCAUCCAUUGAGGACAAUCGCAAGUCAUUUAUACCGCAGUUUGGGUUAUCCAAAAGCAUACCAGACGAAGCGAACACGACUCUCAACCCCUCAAAUCCUGAUACCCCACACAGUCUAUCAUCCUCAGCUACGAGAAAUAGUCUUGCCACCCUGUCGCGCUCAGAUUCAGUACGCGCGAGUACUCGGCCGUCGAGACCAAGAGGUCAUGUGCGCUUCACUUCGACUGAUCAAUCAAUGCCUCAUUUGAACAAUGACGACCUCGACAAGCUUGAAAAGUCUUCCACGCCACAACUGCGCCAUCUCAGUCAGAUAGCCGCAGAGAGCGGUAGCACUGACGAUCUUGAGGUUCACUCACCACAGGAGCAAGUCACUGGCCUUGCCGGUAGAAGGCGCCUGCAACGAUCAGGAUCGACUCGGGUCGUUAAGGCGCAGUCAAAAUUUGCUUCAGCAUACACAAACACCAAAUGGAUGGAUACUCAGCGUAAGCACCUGCAAGCGUACGAGUAUCUUUGCCAUAUCGGGGAAGCUCGAGCCUGGCUCGAGGACGUCUUAGAACCCGACAAGCUUCCACCAAUCGUCGAGCUUGAACAGGCACUUCGUGAUGGUGUGACUCUCGCCGAAGCUGUAGUCCGCCUCGCCCCAUCACUAUCUGCAGCACAGCAACGCGCACUGGGCUCGCAGCGAAUAUUUCGAUCCCCACGGUUGCAAUUUCGACAUUCAGAUAACAUUGCCCUCUUCUUCCGAUUUCUGGCUGAGAUCGAGCUGCCUGAGCUCUUUCGGUUCGAAUUAGUUGACUUGUACGAGAAGAAGAACAUCCCUAAAGUCAUUUACUGCAUCCACGCGCUCUCAUGGAUGCUGUUUCGGAAAGGAAUUGUUGAGUUUCACAUCGGCAAUCUUGUUGGUCAAUUGCAAUUCGAAGACCACGAAUUAGAGGAGACACAGAAAGGUAUUGACAGGAGCGGAGUUGCCAUGCCGAAUUUUGGUGGUAUGAGAGAAGCAAUGCAAAUUGAAGAGGAGCCACUUCCACCAGAGCCGACUCCGGAGGAACUGCUUGCCGAGCAAGAGGAGGUUAUCAACGACCUUCAAGCUCAGGUUCGCGGUGCCUUGGUCAGGAUGCGACUCGGUAGUGUCAUGCAGGGCCUGUGGGACGCCGAAGCCCAUAUUGCUCAUUUCCAGUCUCUGGCUCGUGGAGGCUUCGCUCGUCAAGUGUUCGACUUCCGCCAUGCUAUGGACGCAUCCACAAAACGAUUCCAAGCUGCCAGCAAAGCUUUCCUGAUUCGACGAUCCUUGACUCAGAAACAAAGCACCUGGGAGAACAACAAGGUGGCCGUUGUCCGUCUACAAAGUCUAUGGCGAGGACGACAGCAAAGAGUCAACACUCAAACAAUCAGGACUCAACUCAGUUGUCACAAGCACGGUCUCAAGGAGUUUCAAGCAGCCAUUCGCGGCGCACUCGGUCGAUGGCGGGCCAGUGAUGUAUGGCAAGAAACCAGAGACACCCAAAAUGAGGCGCUUAUACAGGCAUUACAAGCUGCGGCGCGGGGCGCCGUUGAACGAAUGCGCAUUGGACGUACCAUGAACUCAUUGUGGGAUGUCGAGGAUGCCGUGGUGGAAUUGCAAGCAAUCAUAAGAGCAACACAUGUGCGAUCCGAGAACAGAGGUCACAAGACCGCCACACGACAGGAAACUGCCCAGGUCGUCGAGCUCCAGGCGGCUGCUCGAGGUUUGUUGCAGAGGUUCCGGAAUAAACAACAACACGGCAAAUGGCAAAUGCACGAGUCAGGAGUGAUUCAAGCACAAGCUGCAGCUCGUGGCUUGCUCGAGCGCCUGCUACAGGCAAGAACCCAAGGAGCUCUGCAAGGUCGAGAGACGACGAUCGUGAAGCUGCAAACAAUCAUCCGAGCAAGAAAUGCAAGAGCUCAACAUGGGCACGUUGUCGAGGAGCUCCAGUCUCAUCACAAUCCUCUCGAGAGGCUACAAGCAUUGGCUCGAGGCCAAGCGGAACGUCAAAAAACCGAAUUCAUCCGGAGCAGUCUCAAAAUGCACGAGCAGGGUGUACUCAAUAUACAGGCACUUGCACGAGCAAUGAUUGAGCGGAGGCGGAUAGGAACCGACCUCUCAGUACUUGAGGACGUGGAGGACAAGAUCACUGACCUGCAAUCCCUGGCCCGAGCUUAUCUAGAACGCCAGCGUGUGUUCGAACAGCUCGUCGAGAUGGAACGCGAAGAUGACCAGAUCGUUCAGUUGCAAGCAUUGUCGCGAGCCAUCCUUGUGAGAAGCAGCAUCGGAAGCAUUCUUGCUGAACUCGAAAGUUAUGAAGCAGACAUUGUUGACGUUCAGGCAGCGCUUCGCGGCUUCGUCAUAAGAAGACGAUUCGCAGAGAAGCGUCGCCAUUAUAACGAGAACAUGCAGAAGGUCAUCAAAUUACAGUCAAUCGUGCGUGCUAAGCAACAAGGCGAGAGCUACAAAAGCCUCGUUACCGGCAAGAACCCACCAUUGCCCGUCGUUCGUCGACAUCUCCACUUGUUGACAGACUCUAAUCUCGAGUUCGAAGGCGAAUUGGAGGCGGAGCGACUACGUCAGCAAGUGGUGGAAAGUGUUCGAAGAAACGAGCUCGUUGAGAAGUACGUGGAAGGUCUGGACGUGAAGAUCGCUCUCCUUCUCAAGAACAAGAUCGCGUUGGAUGAAGUUGUCAAACAUCAGAAGCAUUUUGGAGGAUCUGCAGCCCAACUGCUUCGAUCGGGAAGCACGUUGUCCCACGGCAACGGACUAGACCUCAAAGCUCUGAACAAAAACUCGCGCAAGAAGCUUACAGGUUACGAAGAACUAUUUUUCCUGGUCCAGACGCAAUCUCAAUACCUGACGCGACUUUUCGCACAGAUAAGUAGCCGCGGCCUAGCUGAAAAGGAUAGCAAGAACCUUGAGCGCUUGAUGCUGGCUCUCUUCGGGCAAGCACAAAAGUCGCGCGAAGAACAGCUUCUUGUAAAGGUCCUUGCUCAGAGCAAUCAAGUCACCAUCUCGCAAUGCCAAAGCCUAGAAGAUCUGACAAGACAGCACAAUGGCACCUUCCAUCAACGGCUUCUACUGAAUUAUGUGCGAAGUCCUCGAGACAGAGCCUACCUCAAGACCCUGCUGGGUAGCAUGAUCCGGGAUGGGAUCUGCGCACAGGAUAACCUGGAUCUUGAAAGCGAUCCGUUGCAGAUCUACCGCGCUAUCCUGAACAACGAGGAGCUAUCCACCGGUCGACCGUCACAAAGACCACGAGACCUUCCCAGGGAGGUAGUAAUCCGUCAAGAGGACGUUCGUCCCAGAUACGUCGAGCAUCUCGAAGAACUCCGUGACCUUGGUGACGCAUUCUUCGCCAAUCUUGAGGAGAGUCUCCAUCGUAUGCCAUAUGGAAUCCGCUACCUGGCUGCAGAACAGCAUCGCGCACUCUGCAGCCAAUUUUCUCACGAUGAUCCUGCCCAUUUGGCUUUGUAUGUUGGAACUUGGCUGUGGAAAUCUUACAUCCUGCCGGCAGUUCGUGAGCCUGAGAUGUGGGGUGUUGUCGAUCGUGGUUUAAGUCCUGUACACAAGCGGAACCUCGCACAAGUCAUUACCCUACUGGGACAAGUUGCAGGUACAGGUCGACUUUUCGGCGCCGAAAACAUCUAUCUGCAACCCCUUAACAGCUGGGUCGGCGAAUCUCUAGAGAGAUGGCAGACAUGCCUUCAGAAUUGCUUCGACAUUCCUUCACCGGAGCAACAUUAUGACGCCGAUCAAUACAGUGACCUGUAUUCGACAACGAAGCCAACCCUGUACAUCAAGCUGGCAGACGUCUUUGCCAUCCAUGGCGUCAUUGUUGACAAUCUCAAUGUCAUGUCUUCUAUGCGAGACGACCCGAUUAAGGAGAUUUUGAUGGAUCUCGGUACCCCUAAGAGCAACGAGAGCGAUCUGGGUGGUGCAGGUAAUGGCGGCGAAAUCACGUUGACUUUGAAGUCAAGAUUCACAAUCCAGGAGGAUCCCAACGCAGAGACGAGGGCCAUGUUCAUGGCGACGAAACGGUUGAUCCUAUACAUCAUCCGAGUGCAAACAGGAUCUAACUUGAUGGAGAUUCUCCUGCGACCGAUUACGCACGAGGACGCCGACCGCUGGAUUGCUCUGGUUCAAGAGGAGAUUGACGAGAAGGAGCGCGAGCAACGCUCAUCUCGCCGCCCUCGCUCUGCCAUCUUCGAUCCACGACACUCUUUCCGUGGCAGCCGUCCAAAAUCCGUCUAUUCCGAAGCCCCUUCCGCCUUCUCAAGCGACGACCGUCGCGGCAACGAGCUCCAAGAUCUUCACGGCAUGACUUACGCAGAGCUGAAAUCCAGCGUGCUGGAGAACAUCCUGCAGCUCGAACAGUCUCACGUUGCGCCUCAAUACCGCGUCAGCCGUCAAAACCACUACCAAGAGCUCCUCAACGCGCUCGCCUCGGACAUUCGCCAAAAACACCGUCGCCGCCUCGACCGUCAACGCGAGACCGAGGCCACGCGCGCCACCCUCUCCCAGCUCGACGCCAAAGCGAUUUAUCUCGAGGACCAGCUGAAGAACUACAACGACUACAUCGAGCAAUGUCUCCACACGCUCGCCAGCAAGAAACAGAACAAGCACAGCUCCUCAACCUUCGGCGUGCGCAGCGCCGGCGGGAAAUUCAUCCUGCCCUUCACCAAGCAGUGGUCGCACGAGCGCGAACUCGAGCGCGCCGGCCGCAAGCCGCAAUUCGGCUCGUACAAGUAUUCCUUGCGCCAGCUCGCGGACAAAGGCGUAUUAUUGGGCUGGCCGCGCUUCACCCCUGACCAGUGGGGCCAGGUGGAUGUCGUGGUCAGCUCCGACGAGGUGGGAGUGUUCCACCUCGAGGCCAGUACAGGCAGCUUGAUGGUUCCUGGAGCCAGCGCGAACGUCCUGCUCGAUGAGCUCUUGCAGGCGCAAUAUGACAAUCGGAAUGCGGUGGUGGUAUUUGAGGAGGGUGGAAGUGGGGGUGUGAGUGUUGGGGCUGGAGGUACGACGACGGCGAGUGGUGCAAGUUUGGCGGUGAAUCUUUUGCUGCAUUUGGUGUUUAAGAAGUUUUAUCGGGACGAGUGAGGGAAAAUGGGGAAGGGGUCGUUUUUGGUCUCGGUGAAGAGAAGGGCGGAGUUCUUGACGGAUGUUUGCUUGUUGGGUUCAAGGAGUUGUUGGCAUGGUUUUUUUCGUCAGCAUACAUUUGGUUCCGGAGUUUUCGGGAGUGAUACCUGGGGAGUGAAAAGCCGUUGGGAGGCACCUCUUCGUCCAAGAGCAUGCUGUCAACCCGGAAAUGGUGGAAAAUCGCAUGAAGUUAUCACAGCGCUUACACAGAUCUAUUUGAGAUCAUGAACGAUACGUUUUUACCGCUCG